CGCAUCGCGUUGUAGAAAGAAAAGCCAAGAUGGAGGAAAGCUCUUCUAAACAUAUACCAGAAAACCUGGACGAUCCUCCCAACAGCCGUCUGUUUGUGGUCACAAGUCGGUGUAUAACAGAAGAUGAGCUUCGGGAUAGUUUUUCCAGUUUUGGGGGCAUUCAGGGGGUCUGGCUGGUUAAAGACAAGCAAACAAAGGAGCCAAAAGGUGUCUCCUAUGUUAAGUUUGCCAAGUCGUCACAGGCCUGUUUGGCCAUGGAGGAAAUGCAUGGAAAGGUGCUGCUGGAGGGGACUAAACCAAUAAAGGUGUUUAUAGCACAGUCACGGUCGUCAACCAGACAUAGAGACGUUGAGGAUGAAGAGCUGACCAGGAUCUUCGUCAUGAUUCCCAAAACCUUCACAGAGGAGGACCUCAAAAACACAUUCAGAGAGUUUGGAGAUAUUGAAUAUUGUGUCAUCAUCAGAAAUAAGUUCACAGGUGAAAGUAAAGGACUCGGCUAUGUGCGGUACUACAAACCCUCUCAAGCUGCCCACGCCAUAGAGAACUGUGACAAAUCUUACAGGGCCAUCCUGGCUGAACCUCGCAGUAAGAACAACUCCUCUGAAGAUUACUCCGCAGGAGGAACCAGGGGAGGAGAAUACAGCUCUGCUGACUCCGUUAACCAGUACCCCUUCACCACCCCUGAUCAGGGAAGCUACGCGAUGCUGGACCUCCGCCAAAGUGACUUCACUCGCUCUCUGAUGAUGUCCACGCGGGCUGUGGUCUCCCAGGAGCAGAUUUUUGCUUUGUUUGACCUCAUCCCUGGCAUGGAGUACUGCGAGCUUCACAGAGACUCCUAUGGCAUGAGCAAAGGUCACGCUCUGAUUCGCUACAACAAUCUCGGAUCAGCCGUUUAUGCCAAGGAGAAGCUGAAUGGAUUUGAGUAUCCUCCUGGCAAUAGACUUCAAGUGUCUUUUUAUGACGACGGAGAGAGCCCUGCAGGUCGGAUGGCCACUCAGUUUGUCACAGCUCAGAUCAUCUCUUCAGUGUGGAAUGGAGCCUCCAGCAGUCAAAUGAUCAAACCUGCUGGGUACCCGUCUGUCUUAUCAGUGCCUCGGGUUCAGACAGACGUCAACCUGCCUCCCCUGAAGAAACUCGCUCCAUCUGACAGUAAAACCAAAGAGCGCCUGUUUGUGGUCUUCAACCCCUCCACCCUGCCGCACGACGUGCUGGAGGACGUCUUCUGUCGCUUUGGAUCCCUGAUUGAGGUCCAUUUGGUUCCAGGAAGGAAGGUUGGAUAUAUGAAGUAUGCUGACAAACAGUGUGCAGACGAGGCUAUGGCCGUCCUCCACGGUCGGAUUGUCAAUGGAGUAAAGAUGAAGGUGAUGCUGGCUGAUCCUCCUAGAGAGGAGUCUCACAAACGUCCUCGUACUUACUAGGAGAUGAGGUCAAAAAUGAUGGGUAAGUGUCACGUUUUACAGAAAAUAAGCACAGAAUGUCUAAAAUAUCUUAGUUACAUUGUCUUGCAAAAGACUUCAUACACAUUUCGCGUUUUGGCACAAACUUUAAUGUAUUUUAUUGGGAUUUUACGUUUUUAACUAACACAGAGUGGUGCAUCAUUUUAAGCAGAAGGAAAAUGAUUCAUAGUUUUAUUAUUUUUUUAAUUAUAUCUGAAAAGUUUAACUUGCUUAUGUAUUUUCUGCUGUGCACACUUAGACUGAAAUCUUUACGCUUUCUUUCUUGUUAAAUAGCUUUAGCUCAGUGAGUGAAGGGCAUUUAUGAAUGUGGAUUUUUACAUUUUUCCACAGAUUUGCAGUUAGAUUUAGGUCUGGACUUUGACUGGACCCUUUUAUGCUCUGAUCUAAACCAUUCUAUUGUAGCUCUGCUAUAUGUUUAGGGUCAGUAUCCUGCUGGAAGGUGAACCUUUAGCCUCAGCCUCGAGGUUUUCGGCCAGGAUUGCCCUGUGUUUAGCUCCAUCCAUCUUCCCAUCAACCUGCUUUCCUGUUCAGAAAAAGCAUCUCCGCAUCAUGAUGCAGCCAAUACUGUGUCACCCUGUGGAUUGCGGGUUUUAUUGUUAGUUUUUCCCCACAGUGUUUUUCAUAUGGGCCAAAAACCUUGGUCUCCUCUGACCAGAGCCCCUUCAUCCACAUGUUUGAUGCGUCCCCUACAUGACUUGUUAAACUGCUAAUUGAACUAUGGCUUUCUUUCAUAAAUGGCUCUCCUCUUGCCACACUCCAUUAGGACCAGAUCUGAGGAGUACACACCUAAGAGUUCUUCUGCCAAGAUUCUCCCACCUGAGCUGUGGAUUUCUGUGGCUCCUGCAGAGUGAUCUUAGCUGCUUCUCAGACCAAUGCUCCCCUCACCCAGGAGAACAGCCGUGUAGUUGUGCCACACUCUUCCCAGUUUUGGAUGACGGAUUGCUCAGGGCUUUGUCAGAUAUUGUUUGGAAUAUUAUUCUAUAACCUGCUUUAAACUUCACCACUUGAUCCCUGACCUUUCUGUUGUGGUUCUUGGUGGUCUUCAUGAUGCUGUAUGUUUCAGGGUAUCAUACCAGAAUGGGCUAAAUAUGAACCUAAGAUACAGCUGUGCACACAUUUAUUUUAAAAACUGCAUCAUCUUCCUUCCAUUUAACAUGCAACACUUUGUUUUGGUCUACCCCAUGAAAUCCCAAUAAAACCAGUAAAACUUUGUGGUAGUAAUGUGAAUGUAGAAACAUUUGUGGGGUAUGAUGUCUUUUCCAAGGUACUGUCAGCAUGCAAACUCUUGUCUCUUAUUCAGACUACCUGGCAUCAGACUUCUGCCCUUGUUUGAGCAGAUCCAUAUUUCCUCUUAUUGAGAGGACUUGGUAGACAGUGAGAGCUCAGUUAGAUGAGAUGCAGGCUCCUCAGCCCUGCAAGCUCCCAGAGAGCUGAUAGCUUUUUGAUGUUGAAAAGAUGUCAUCAGAAAUGUGAAGAGUUGUUUCCCCUCCUGUUAACACUGCAGCUUCUUGUUCCCCAGGCGACUAUUGUCAUAACAAAAUGACACCUGACCUGACAGACCGACAGAUAUCAACAUCUUCUCCUGACCUCUGACCCGACCCUUUGUCUGACUCGUAUUCAGUUUGUGAAGAGCUUUGUUUUUUCUCUGUUAAAUGAUGUUUCUGUUUGAUUCACAUUUAAAACAAGACUUGUGAUUAAGGCUAGAUUUGAACUUUAAUGCCUUUAGCUAGAUUGUGGUGCAGGCGAUCAGUAUUAUGUUCUGUUGAAGCUGUAAGCAGGAUCCUGCAGUGUGCUAAAAAAAGCUAGAAAACAGGAUUUGUUCGACCUGAAUAGUCAGUUUUUGUUUGCCUACAGCCUGAACUGUAAACCCAUGCUGAGCUCAUGUAAAUGUUAUCAGAUCCUUUUUUUUUUUUUUUUAAUAAAACGUACAUCAAGGUCUGCA
This is a messenger RNA of Girardinichthys multiradiatus, 3399 nucleotides long. RefSeq names its product RNA binding motif protein 45 (gene rbm45). Gene Ontology annotation, molecular function: RNA binding. The transcript is spliced from 10 exons. The record is from RefSeq and is a predicted model, not a curated record. NCBI's taxonomy places the organism in Eukaryota, Metazoa, Chordata, Actinopteri, Cyprinodontiformes, Goodeidae. Bases 30 to 1418 code for a protein of 462 amino acids.